Globicephala melas (long-finned pilot whale) is the source of this 2648-nucleotide messenger RNA. RefSeq names its product SBDS ribosome maturation factor (gene SBDS). NCBI's taxonomy places the organism in Eukaryota, Metazoa, Chordata, Mammalia, Artiodactyla, Delphinidae. Gene Ontology annotation, biological process: ribosome biogenesis; cytosolic ribosome assembly. The record is from RefSeq and is a predicted model, not a curated record.
UAACACCUGACGCCUGCGCAGUAAGUUGCGUGGGUGGAUCGUUUCGGCCGAGUUAGUAACGGCGCUGCGCAGUCUGCGGGCGUUACUGUGCCACGCGCCGCCGGGUGGUUAUAUCGAGGCUCAGUUAGCUCUCAGGCCGGCAGCGCAGGUUUGCCUUGGUUCGCCGGACCCAAGGUCUGUGAGCGGCCACGAUGUCGAUCUUCACCCCCACCAACCAGAUCCGCCUGACCAAUGUGGCCGUAGUACGAAUGAAGCGAGCCGGGAAGCGCUUCGAAAUCGCCUGCUACAAAAACAAAGUCGUGGGCUGGCGGAGCGGCGUGGAAAAAGACCUUGAUGAAGUUCUGCAGACCCACUCAGUGUUUGUAAAUGUCUCUAAAGGUCAGGUUGCAAAGAAGGAAGAUCUCAUCAGUGCGUUUGGAACAGAUGACCAGACUGAAAUCUGUAAGCAGAUUUUAACUAAAGGAGAGGUUCAAGUGUCAGAUAAAGAACGGCACACACAGCUGGAGCAGAUGUUUAGGGACAUUGCAACUAUUGUGGCCGACAAAUGUGUGAACCCUGAAACAAAGAGACCGUACACCGUUAUCCUUAUCGAGAGAGCCAUGAAGGACAUCCACUAUUCGGUCAAACCCAACAAGAGUACAAAACAGCAGGCUUUGGAAGUGAUAAAGCAGUUAAAGGAGAAAAUGAAGAUAGAACGUGCUCACAUGAGACUUCGGUUCAUUCUUCCAGUGAAUGAAGGGAAGAAGCUGAAAGAAAAACUCAAGCCACUCAUCAAGGUUAUAGAAAGUGAAGACUAUGGUCAACAGUUAGAUAUUGUGUGUCUCAUCGACCCCGGCUGCUUCCGAGAAAUCGAUGAGCUCGUAAAAAAGGAGACAAAAGGCAAAGGCUCUUUGGAAGUACUCAGUUUGAAAGACGUGGAAGAAGGAGAUGAGAAAUUGGAGUGACAGUCAUCAGUCUCUUCAGCUGUCAAACACUAAAGCGUUUGCGUUUCCCACAGCCCUGUUUUCUUUCUGUGAUCUGCCAAAUACUUGCUCAGAUGAGUUGACACUUUCCAUCUUUGUGGCAAACAUGUACACAAAAAGACUUUCCUACGUAAGUAUUAUAAUGUGGGAUUCAUUUAGUUUUAAUUAUCAAAUAGGGUUUUAGGCAAAAGUGAAAUACAGAGUCCAGAGUAGCAUUUUGUUACUGCCUCAUGCCUUUGAGCUUUCCAGGGUGAAAGUUAUUUGACACAACUCUUGUGGAUAAAAAAUAAGUUUUGUACAUUAUAAGAAAACAACUUUGGGAGGAUAUAUCUGUAUGACAGAAAGGGAGGAUUUGCCAAAAAAGAAAAUGUGUAAUGUCUUAUUUCUACUUAAUGAAAUGUGUGUAUAGGGGUAACUGUCUCGUGACCUAAUACAAAGCUUGGAUGAUGACUUCUUGAUUUUCUGAAAAAUAGAUAGAUGAUGACUGUGCAGGACUUCAAUAAUGUUCAUCAAACAUGCUGCCAUAGCCUAGAUUAUUCUUGGUAAAAAAUACAGCCAUUUAUUCUAAUUCUUAAAGUUUAUAAUAUAUAUUACUAGAGUUGAAAAUAUACGUAAUCAAUAAAACCACUGUUUAUUUUUGUUAAACUAUGGCUUGUAUUUCUAGACAGCUUCCUACCUUUUUCUUUUCUCUGCCUCUUGUCUGGUAGGAUGGGAGAGUUCUUAGCAGGAUUAAACAAGUCAGGAGGAGGAGUGCUCAGAACAGGGCCUGUUCUGUUAAAUACCUGAUAAACCUUAGAGAUAUUAUUUGGGAUGUAAUUGAACUUGAGUGUUUUAGUAUUUGAACACUUAAAUAGACAAUGUGCAAGUUUUUUUAAAUCUACUUAUCCUCAAAAGAGAUAGUCUAGAAUACAAAGUAGGGUUUUCCUCAAAAUAAACAUACAGAUGUAUUUUUAUUUUUUAUUAUUAUUAUUUUUUUUUGUGAUACGUGGGCCUCCCACUGCUGCGGCCUCUCCCGUUGCAGAGCACAGGCUCCGGACGCGCAGGCUCAGCGGCCAUGGCUCAUGGGCCCAGCCGCUCCGCGGCACGUGGGAUCCUCCCGGACCGGGGCACGAACCCGUGUCCCCUGCAUCGGCAGGCGAACUCUCAACCACCGCGCCACCAGGGAAGGCCCCAUACAGAUGUAUUUUAUGCACAGAAGUUUUUAAGUGAAAAAGAGUUCUUGACUUGAACAGUUUCUGAUUGGUUGAUUGAAGUCAAACAUUUUUCUCAUAGUGUUGGAAGAAAUAUUCUUAAGACACACUUUCUUUAACGGUGAAAUUAAACUACUGUUCAGAUACAGUCUUCAAGAUGACCCCCUCACUGAUUCCAUUUUACUUACAUAGUUUGUUGUUUUACAAAAAUGAUCUAAACUUGAAGUCCCAGGAAAUUAUUUUAACCAAUGAAGUUUACACUUUAUUUCUAGCUUAAACAGUUAAAGCAACGUUUCAGGUCGAAAGUCAUAAUUACUAAAAAUGUUCAAGAGCUGCAUCUUGAAUAGAAAAAAGAUAAAUGUUACCAUAACAUUGCCUUAAGUUUUUUCCCAUUCUCAUACUCAUUUCUUCUAAAAAGCUGGAACUUCAAGAAUUGUCAAAUGUAAAUCAGAGUCAUGUUUCUGAACCUAUAAAAAAUAAAAAAUUUUCUACCUUA